GAGAACAAUAGUUCAGCAGUGGAACAAGGAGAGGUGAAACAGAACUCAAGGAAAGGAGGCUGCAACUACAGUGGAUUGUUUACCUUUUGGGUAUUUGAUGACCGUGCUCACAGAAGACAUCUGUUCAGCUCCUUGUGAACAAAUCCCCAGCAGUGCCUGGAGGCUUGCUUAUCUCUCAUGUCAGAAAUGCAGCAUGCUUUAAAGCUGCAAGGGGCGAUGUAUUGGUAGCAGAGGGGGCAGUUUUCAUCCAAUCUGAUCUCUGUCAUUAACUCCAAAAUCCUUUCAAAAUGUACUCAUCUGAAGAACUGUGGAACUCCACCGAGCUGGUCUGGAGCAAUGGCUCAGAGGCGAACUUUUCUCUGGGAAAACAUAGAAACAAUGAGAAAGAGGAGGAAGAUCAGCACCCUUUCCUCACGGAUGCCUGGCUGGUCCCCCUCUUCUUCUCCCUUAUCAUGCUGGUCGGUCUGGUGGGCAACUCGCUGGUUAUUUAUGUCAUUUCCAAACACAGGCAGAUGAGGACGGCAACAAACUUCUACAUAGCGAACCUGGCUGCCACUGACAUCAUCUUCUUGGUGUGCUGCGUCCCUUUCACCGCCACCCUCUAUCCUCUCCCUGGAUGGAUCUUUGGCAACUUUAUGUGCAAAUUUGUUGCCUUUCUACAGCAGGUAACAGUUCAGGCCACCUGCAUCACUCUGACUGCUAUGAGCGGGGACCGAUGUUACGUCACAGUCUACCCUCUGAAAUCUCUCCGCCACCGCACUCCAAGAGUAGCCAUGAUUGUCAGCAUCUGCAUUUGGAUCGGGUCCUUCAUCCUGUCCACCCCGAUUUUAAUGUACCAGCGUAUAGAGGAGGGUUACUGGUAUGGCCCAAGGCAAUACUGCAUGGAGAGGUUCCCUUCUAAAACCCACGAGAGGGCUUUCAUCCUCUACCAGUUCAUCGCGGCUUACCUGCUGCCUGUCCUCACCAUCUCCUUCUGCUACACUCUGAUGGUGAAGAGGGUGGGCCAGCCCACUGUAGAGCCUGUAGACAACAACUAUCAGGUCAACCUCCUAUCUGAGAGAACUAUUAAUAUCAGGAGCAAAGUCUCAAAAAUGGUGGUAGUGAUCGUCCUACUCUUCGCCAUCUGCUGGGGUCCUAUCCAGAUCUUCAUCCUCUUUCAAUCUUUCUAUCCAAAUUACCAGCCAAACUACGUCACAUACAAGAUCAAAACAUGGGCCAACUGCAUGUCCUACGCCAACUCCUCAGUCAACCCCAUUGUUUAUGGUUUCAUGGGAGCCAACUUUCAAAAAUCCUUCAGAAAGACUUUCCCAUUCCUGUUCAAGCACAAGGUCAGAGACAGCAGCAUGGCUUCAAGGACUGCCAACGCUGAGAUCAAAUUUGUUGCUGCAGAGGAGGGCAACAAUAACAACGGAGUGAAUUGAAUUUGACAACUAAAAGCAAGAAGAAGAAUGAGAUUAUUGUUUGUAUCCAGAGCAGCCGCUGCAAGAAAAAAAUCAUAAUAAUGAUGCAUGGGAGUCAUAGGUUCAUUGUGUGAAUGUCUUAAUAGAGCAUCUGGUUGAUUUGAAAAAGAAGACUCUGUUUCAUCAGUAGAAUUUAUGUUAAUAAUACAACUAAUUGACCACUAAUGUUUAGAAACACAGGUGGAUAUAACAGCACAACAUGCUGCAGUGUUGGCACAUGUCAUCCAUCCAGGUGCCAAACACCACAGUCAAAUAAAAGAGGACAGUUGUACAGAUCUGAUGAUGAAAAAAGAAAGUUUGGCCUGAAACACAAAGGCUGUAGUCCCAGUCUCUGAGGUCAGAGUUGGUACAAACCUUUAAUCAUUAGACAGCUGAUGAUUAAAGACAGUAUAUGAACACAAUAUAAAUUUUGAAUGGAUAAUUACUCUUAUUUGUGCCAUUUACAUUUGUUCCUAUAUCACUGGAGAGGAAAAAUAAUUCAAUUACACACAUGUUCAAUAAUAGAUAGCUACUGUAGCUUGGCUCUGUUCAAAGUUAGAAAAUACACCUACCUAAUCAACACAUAUGUUCUGUUUAAUUCAGGUGUUGAUCUCCAAGAACUAGUUCCCUGAUAGACUAGUAGUUAGGGCACAACGCUCUCACUGCUGCAGCCUGGGUUCGAGUCAGGGUUGUGUCAGGAAGGGCGUCCAGUCUAAAACAAGUGCCAAAUGUCAAUAUACGAAUCGUCAAUGUGACGAGAUUCACUGUGGCGACCCCUAAUGGGGAAAAAGCCGAAAGUUACAUUCAUUGAUCUCCCAAAAAUGAUUACAGAAAACCUCAUCCAUCAUAAAACCACAAGGUGCAACUGUUGCAUUUCUGUUUGCAUACAGUUGAAACAACAGAGGAUCAAAGCUUAAAUGACUGAACUUUAGAGGUGCUGAUAGCCACACCUGAACCUUUGACAGAGCCAGGCUUGCUCCCUUUUUCAUUUUCCCCAAAGUUAGUGAUUUCAGUCUUUGUGCUGAGCUGAACUUCAGCUCCACACUGUGUUCAUGUCAUAUAAGUCUCUAACUUGUAGCUAGUGUUCAUGUUAACUCAGAUUUUUGUGAACAAUCAGAUGUCUGGCUUGGCACUUAAUAUAUGGACACUAUGUCAGCCAAAUACUGUUGUUCAAUGUGGUUAAAAUUUCAUGGAUAUAGUUUUUUUUUUUUUAAACCUCUCUGCUCAGCUACAAACCCAAACACCUGAAGACAGCACAGCAAACGUCAGCAGUAUGUACAGCAUUUGCAAAGAGAUUGUAGUCAAACUAAAACUUUUGUUCAGUGUCUUCACAGGCCAAUUUGGACUUGUGAAUAAUGGUCUGAGCUCAGAGUUAAAGUUAUGCUUUUCUUGUUGGUGAGAAUCCAACAACACAAGAACAGCAUCCAGCAUCCAGUUGAAUGGGAGUUUCAAUCCUGCCAAAUGUGAUGAGUCGGAGCUGGCUGAAUCAGGGGUUACAACCGGUGAAGCAUAGCCAGUGUUUAUCUUUCUUUUGGAUUGUGUUGGAUACACAAACAUCCAUAUCCUCAAUGCAUACACAGUCACUCACAAAUACAGACAUGCAGACACAUACACAGCUCCGCACAUGCACUUUCACCCUCAUGUCCAGUUGUUUUUUUGGUUUUAUUUUCUCUGAGAAACACCUUUGAGAAACAUCAUUGUAUGAUCUGGUCAGACGGACUGAAUUCCAAAUGGUGGAGGUGACCUGAGUGGCCUGUGCCCUGUUUUGGUGGUAAACUUGUUCAGCUGUCUGGUGAUGAAAGUACACCCUGUAAUUGGUAAUAAAUCUACAGAGCCCCUGUCCGCCCUCCACUAGAUGUGGUCCUUUUCUGUCCAUCCCACACAGUACUACUCAAAAUCAGAACUCCGUUUAAGACCCAUAGAAAAUCUGUUAAAAUGAGUCUCAUUUGAAUUGUAGAUGCUUCAGGACUUGUCAUCAUCAGGGCUCCAUUUGAAAGACAUCAAAGUGUUUUGAAAGGAAAACCAGAAUGUUCUUGGCUGCUAUCAUUAGGGAUAAAUAGGUAAUAACAGGGUGCAUAAAGAGUAGUCAUUAUUUGCGAUAUCAUCUGGGAACAGUAGUGGUUUAACCUUUAGCUAGAGUUAAAGAUGUCUCUUAUCAUGUUCCAUAAUAACUGCAUGUACUCCUAAAAAAGAGCUAUAGCACAAUAUGCACCUUAUAACCAUACAAAUUAACAAGUUUACAUUUUUUGAUGAAAAGGUUGAUCACUAUUUAGUUCAAAUGAUUUUAAGCUGAUCUAUUUGAUUAGGAAGUGAUUAAAAAUCAAACUAUAGUUUCUGCCGACAGUGACGAUACUCAGAAUGGACUAAAUGAAAUGUAGGAAGUGUUUUAAAAAGCCAUUUAUUUAUAUCUGAGUGCAAUUUAACAUGCUCCAUUCAAUGCUAAUGACUGCUUAUUGCUUUUUAAUAUAUGGUAAUUGUGCUGCAUUUCCUCCACAAAGAGCACUGUACUCCAUUAGGACCAAAAUCAUGAGAAACAUCUAUGUUUUCUGCUUUUACUGAGUUCUUCUCUUGUAUCUACUCUUAUUCUGACAUUGUGAUUCUGUUACAUGUCUGAUGGUUGUUCACCAGUCUCUUCAGUAAACCUUCAGCCUUGAACAAUAAA
This is a messenger RNA of Monopterus albus (swamp eel), 4101 nucleotides long. RefSeq names its product KISS1 receptor a (gene kiss1ra). The transcript has 6 exons. Gene Ontology annotation, cellular component: plasma membrane. Gene Ontology annotation, biological process: G protein-coupled receptor signaling pathway. Bases 288 to 1421 code for a protein of 377 amino acids. Gene Ontology annotation, molecular function: G protein-coupled receptor activity. NCBI's taxonomy places the organism in Eukaryota, Metazoa, Chordata, Actinopteri, Synbranchiformes, Synbranchidae. The record is from RefSeq and is a predicted model, not a curated record.